Neogale vison (American mink) is the source of this 791-nucleotide messenger RNA. RefSeq names its product kallikrein related peptidase 15 (gene KLK15). Gene Ontology annotation, biological process: proteolysis. NCBI's taxonomy places the organism in Eukaryota, Metazoa, Chordata, Mammalia, Carnivora, Mustelidae. Gene Ontology annotation, molecular function: serine-type endopeptidase activity. The record is from RefSeq and is a predicted model, not a curated record.
AUGUGGCUUCUCCUCACCUUCUCCUUCCUGCUGAUAUCUGCAAAUGAGGAUGACACUGACUAGAUGCUGGGAAGUUAGGAGUGUGAGCCCCACUCCCAGUCAUGCCAAGUGACCCUAUCUGAGCGUGGGCAUUUCAGCUGUGGCGCUUCCCUCAUUUCCGCACUCUGGGUGUGGUCUACAAAUCACUGCCAAACCAGCCUCAUGAGAGUGCACCUGGGCAAACACAAUCUGCGCAAGCGCGGUGGUCCCAAGCGGCUGUGCACUGUGGCCUGAGUCAUCCCACACCCACACUAUGAAGCCCGCAGCGAUCGCUGCGACAUGUUGCUGUUGCUACGUCUGACACGGCCCGCGUCCCUCUCCCUGCACGUACGCCCCGUGCGCUCACUGCCCACACGUUGCCCCCAACGGGGUGAGGCCUGCGUGGUGUCCGGCAAGGGCCUGGUGUCUGAUGACAAGCCUGGGACCAAAGGGAGCAUAGAGUCACAAGUGUCAUCCUGGGCUGCUGACCAUACUGAGCAUGGUGCCAACAUCAGUGUUACCCCAGCCACAUCUUGUAACAAGGACUACCCAGGGCGCCUGAUGGCCUCUAUGGUGUGUGUGUGGGGAGUACAGGGCGGAGGCCCGGACUCCUGUGAGAGUGACUCUGGGGGACCCCUGGUCUGUGGCAGAGUCUUGCAGGGCAUUGUGUCCUGGGGUGAUGUCCCCUGUGACACUACUACCAAGCCUGGUGUCUAUUCCAAAGUCUGUAGCUACUUGGAGUGGAUUAAGGAAAACAUGAAGAGGAACUGACA